CUGGAAAGCACGAGCCGGCGUAGCGAGCCCGGUUUAUAAACCCCCCUCCAUCGAUUCGUCAGCCAUUUUGGCUCUCAAGAAUCAUCGCACAGGCUCCCGGUUCCGGUGGCAAGCCAAGAAACACGAGCGAUGGCGGGGAGGCGAGAGGAGGGGGACGGGGAGGCGCUGCGAGAGGAGGAAGGGGAGGAGGAUUACAUCGACAUGGACCUGAGCUCGGCCGCGGGGGCGCCCGCGGCGCGGGAGUUCGAGUUCAUGUCGGCGCCGCUGGACCGGUGGGGGGAGCCGCUGGCGUCGCCGGCGGACGAGCUCUUCUACAAGGGGAAGCUGCUGCCGCUGCACCUCCCGCCGCGCUUGCAGAUGGUGGAGGAGCUCCUAGACGGCCGCGACGGUGGCCGCUUCAGGGGCGGCAGGGAGGUCCUCGGCGGAUUCAGCACCGCACCCGCGACGCCGUACGAGUCAUGCAACGCGUCGCCGGCAAACUCGUGCUACGUCAGCGGGGAGCUCAACGUCGAGGAGUACUUCCAGGAGUACGCGGCCGGCCUGGCGGACGCCGCGGCGGCGGCCGGGGAGAGGAAGCCGUGGUCCAGGAAGCUCAAGUUCAUGCGGCAGCUCAACCUCGGCCUCAAGCUCAAGGCGUCCAAGGCCUACCUGAAGACGAUAUUCGCAGCCAAGCCGGGGAACCAGGAUGACAAGAACGUUCCUGGAGCGGCAAGGGGAGUCCAGGAGCUCGUCCACGGCCAUGGCCACCUCAGGCCGUGGAGGAAGAACCCGUUCGGCCAGGUCAGGAGCAACAGGUGCAUCGCCUUGCACAGCGCCGUCGCCGGCGCUGGCGGUGGCAGCGGCCGUGCUACACCCACGGCAGAGCGGCACAAGGAACGCGAGCACGGCCACAGGAGGUCCUUCUCCAGCGUCAUCGUCCGGUACUCGUCGUCGAACAAGAUGUCCCCCGCCCCCGCCCCCGCGCUGCCGUCGUCGUCUUCGUCAUCCUGCUCAUCGUCGUCGAGCUCGUCGGCCUCCUCGUCGGUCCGGACCUCCAGCGAGUCCGACGACGGCGCGGGACCGGCGCUGAGGAGGAGCAGCAGCGCGAGCUCGGAGGUGGAGAACCCGAUCCAGGGGCUCAUCGCCUACUGCAAGAAGUCCCAGCAGCUGGCCUCGGUCAGGAAGAGCGCCAGCGACGCCGGGUUCCGGUUCCUCUCGUCGGCGGCGUCCAAGAUCGCCGCAGAGUCCGACGGCCUCGACGAGCUGGUCGAGAUUUGCAGAGGAUGAUAGCGCCAUGAAUCCUGAUGAUUGUACAAUGAUGCAACGCGUCCUGAAAAUUUUGUGAAAACUGAAACUUCUGCUGUUGUUGACCACCGUGUCAUGAUGAUAUUGUUCAAAUGAAUGACAUCUGAACUUUGAGCAUUGGCUGUUUUCAGUACAUUAUCAUUGUCUUAACCAUGUCCGUAGGUAUAGUAAUUUCUUUAAUUGCGUAUACAGUUCAUUACCGAAGAGCCGUAUACUUUUCGGCAUAUUUCUAGUAAAAGUCAAUAGCAGAGUCCUAGUUACUUCGAUUACAUCACUGAAGAAUUGUCUCUGAUAAGUACUGAUAGACCAGUAUUCUCGAAAAAGAAAAGUGCUAUUGGAUGCAGAGUA
Panicum hallii is the source of this 1632-nucleotide messenger RNA. RefSeq names its product probable membrane-associated kinase regulator 4. Gene Ontology annotation, cellular component: plasma membrane. NCBI's taxonomy places the organism in Eukaryota, Viridiplantae, Streptophyta, Magnoliopsida, Poales, Poaceae. The record is from RefSeq and is a predicted model, not a curated record. The transcript has a single exon. The coding region runs from base 130 to 1266 and encodes 378 amino acids. Gene Ontology annotation, molecular function: kinase inhibitor activity.